AUGUCGUCGUCGUCCAUGAAGAAGAAUUGGGUUCGCGGAGAGUCUCUUGGUAGUGGCAGCGCCGCCACCGUCAACAUAGCCAUACCAACAAACCCUUCCACGCACAAUUUUCCUUCACCCACCGCCGUCAAAUCCUCCCUUUUCCUAACCUCGUAUUCGCUCAAAACCGAGAAGGACGUCCUCGACAUUCUUGGACCUUCCCCAAACAUCAUUAAAUGUUACGGCAACGAUUGCACCGUCGAAAACGGCAAGAGAUACUACAACGUUUUUCUCGAAUACGCCGCGGGCGGUUCCCUCGCCGAUCAACUCAAAAAGUACGGCGGGAGGUUCCCGGAGGCUUGCGCUCGACAAUGCACAAAAUCCAUCUUGGAGGGUCUGAAGCACAUUCACUCCAAGGGCUACGUCCACUGCGAUGUGAAGCCUCAGAACAUUCUUGUCUUCGACAAUGGUGUUGUUAAGAUCGCGGAUUUGGGGCUGGCCAAGAGGAGAGGGGAGAUAAAUAGAGAGUACGUGUGCAGGGGCACGCCGAUGUAUAUGUCACCGGAAUCGCUGACCGAUAACGUGUACGAGUCGCCGGUAGAUAUAUGGGCUUUGGGCUGCACCAUCGUGGAGAUGAUCACAGGAGAACACGCGUGGUACGUUGGAAGCUGCGAGAAUACUUGGACGUUGAUGAAUCGAAUUGGGAUAGGAGAAGAAUUGCCCAAGAUUCCACAAGAGUUAUCACAACAAGGGAAGGAUUUUCUUGGCAAGUGUCUUGUUAAGGAUCCAAACAAGAGGUGGACUGCUCACAUGCUUUUGAAUCACCCUUUCAUCAAGAACCCAUUGCCCCAGCCGUUACCAAGAAAAACUGAUAGACCUGCAUGCAUGCCAAAAGGAAUACCUUGCACUCAUCAGGCUAAAAUGGGAGAAGGAAAAGAUUUUCUUGACAAGUGUCCCGGUAAGGAUCCAAAGAAGGGGUUGACUGCUGAGAUGCCUUUGAACCACCCUUUCAUGCACACAAAGCGAUGCAGUGUUAAAAGGGUCCAGAAGUUAGAAGCUGAGCUUAACAAGCUUGAAUCUGAAGCUGAACUAUCGGGUCUGAAAAUCAAUUUUGCUAAGAGUAGAUUCGGAGCUUUCGGGAUUUCUGAUCAAUGGAAGCAUGAUGCAGCAAAGUACUUGAACUGCAGUUGCUUAACUCUUCUUUUUGUGUAUCUUGGCAUACCUAUAGGGGCUAUUAAUGCAACAAAAUGUUUCCUUAGGGAGGUACAAGGACAAAGCAUACAGCAACAGCAAAUUGACAUUUGGGAGUGGAUAGGAGAUUCAUCAGGGAUUUACACAACUCGCAGCGCCUACAAUCUGAUAUGGGAGGAAAUUGCUGGUGGCCAGAAGGAGGAUUGA
Molecule: messenger RNA, 1377 nt
Organism: Glycine soja
Lineage: Eukaryota; Viridiplantae; Streptophyta; Magnoliopsida; Fabales; Fabaceae
Product: mitogen-activated protein kinase kinase kinase 18-like
Exons: 4
Coding region: 1-1377 (458 amino acids)
Biological process (GO): protein phosphorylation
Molecular function (GO): ATP binding; protein kinase activity
Source: RefSeq, a predicted model, not a curated record